AUGAGGUAUUCCAUCGUAUUUAGCGGAAUCUGGCUGCUCCUCUCGUCUCUCCCUCAGCAUGUCUCCUCCAAAACCAGCCAUAGACAAUGUCGCUGCAUCUAUGGCUCAGAUUGCUGGCCUUCCGAUACAGCCUUCAAUGAGCUUGCUAACCGUGUCUCGCGACCUCUUUUACGACCUUCCCCUCCGCCCCUACCUUGCUAUUCAUCGAAGCAGGAAGAUGAAGCUGCAUGUGAAGAAGUGAAGCAACAGUACACCAACGGCACCUGGCGCUCGUCCCAAGUUGGCGAGAUGCAACUUCCAAACUUUGAAGCAUAUCUCUUCCAAAACGGAACUUUCGAUUCAUGCCCUCUCAACUACGCCUCUAGCCACGUCUGCGGACAAGGCUCGGUGCCUCCAAUCGGCGUGGACGCUCGGACUCCACAAGACAUUCAAGCGGCAGUCAAAUUCGCCAACAAACAUUACCUUCGUCUUGUGGUUAAGAAUACUGGUCACGAUCUCCUUGGACGUAGUACAGGAAGGGGAGCAUUCCUCGUUUGGACCCACCAUAUGAAGGAGAUCAAAGUAUCGAAUGAUUUUGUUCCAUUGGGAGCUUGUUCCUCAGAACGAUAUGAAGGGAUAACGCUCGGCGCUGGAGUGCAGUGGUCUGAAGCCUACAGGGCUGCACAUGAGGCUGGUAGAACCCUUGUAGGCGGCAUCUCAGCAGGAGGAAGUGUUGGCGCUGCUGGAGGUUGUGUCAGGGCUCGUGCACUUAGCAGAACUCUGAUAUACACUCGCGCCUUCCCUAGACUCGGCUUAGACUUCGACACUUCGACUUCACAUCCCGACGUCUCGACUUUCGCUUCCAGCCAUACUCGAACCCUCGACUUCCCCAACGUCUUCAGCCGCACCGCCACCUAG
Coprinopsis cinerea okayama7#130 is the source of this 897-nucleotide messenger RNA. Its product is annotated as FAD binding domain-containing protein. Gene Ontology annotation, molecular function: oxidoreductase activity; FAD binding. NCBI's taxonomy places the organism in Eukaryota, Fungi, Basidiomycota, Agaricomycetes, Agaricales, Psathyrellaceae. The transcript is spliced from 2 exons. The coding region runs from base 1 to 897 and encodes 298 amino acids. The record is from RefSeq and is a predicted model, not a curated record.